Melitaea cinxia (Glanville fritillary) is the source of this 2424-nucleotide messenger RNA. RefSeq names its product zinc finger CCCH domain-containing protein 13-like. The record is from RefSeq and is a predicted model, not a curated record. The transcript has 14 exons. NCBI's taxonomy places the organism in Eukaryota, Metazoa, Arthropoda, Insecta, Lepidoptera, Nymphalidae.
AUGGAGUGUCAGCCGAGCGAUAGUAAAAAAUUAUUUAAAGUUUUUGAUGCAUCAAAACGUAAACGCACCAGGAAAAAACGUGAAGGAGAUGACAGUAACUCGAUAGCUACAGAUGAUUCUGCAGGCGAUUGUCAAGGUAACGGGCGUCGGAUAAAUUCUGCUAAGGCGAGUCUUCAGAACAUUUUUCUAUCAAAGCUAAAUUUUUAAUUAAAAUAUAUAAUAAAAAACUUCAGAGACAGAGACAGCAGCCCGUCGGUAUCUCGCUCACCGGCUGACCCACACCGUCUGUCUCGCUCGCCACGACGUCACCGACGGCCUACGCGAGACGGUAUAUCUCUGGCUCUAAAAGCUGGUCUUGUGUCAACGCCAAGAUCUCUGUCUCCUAACCCGCAGGCGGGAGAUGACAUAAUUUCAUCAAUUCCAAAGGAUCAAGAUUCAUUUAUUUAUGCUUUUCUGGAAGAAGCUGUUAAAAGAGAUAAAAAAAAACACAGACAUAGUAAGCAUCGUGAGGGUCGACGCUCAAAUCACGCUCGCGAUGCAUCUGAGUCAAAGGAUCGUCGACACCAGCAUCGGAGACACCGAGAAGAGACUAGAGAACGGGACAAGCAUGCUAAGAAGGAAGAAACCCCUACAUUAGAUCAAGCAGCACUUUUUGAAACGUUUGCGAAACUGUGUGCCCAGAUGAAUGAGAAAACUGCACAUUUUGCCACUGCUAACCAAGUUGCUCGUUCUCAAAGUCAUAAAUCAUUACAAUGUGAAGUGGUAUCUCGUCGUGAUUUACUUGAAGACACUCAACGACUAGAACGUCUUCGUGGUCGAAAUUAUUCCAGAGACAAUCUUUCGCCUUCGAGAAUACGUAGCCACGAACAUGUUCGCAGCAGAAAUCGAAGUCAAGAUACUAUUGCUGUGCCCAUAGACGAUCGAAAGGAGAAAUGUGUCUGUUGCGAUCCAUAUGACAAGCAAAUGCCUAAAUAUUCGAGCAAAAUGAAUAUAGAAACGAAGCAUUAUGAAGAUGAUAGGUUUAGAUGUUACCCUCCCGAUAUGUGUCCGACAAAAAGUUGUGUAAAUGGAAAGUACAGAUCUAGUGUACCAGAACGAAGAGACAUCAGAUCAUACGAUGAGCGAAAUAGAAAGUAUGAUGACAGACGGCGACAAUGCGAGCAUAAGGCUAGUCGAAGUUUUGAUAUGCAAAGAGAGCCAUAUACUGACGAUAGAAAUUAUAGAAGAACAGCCAGAAGCGAUGGAAUUAAGGACACAAGUUACGAUGACCGAGAAUAUAUAGAGAGAAGACACGAAGAGAGAAAGAUCAGGGAAAAAUAUUACGAUAAAGACGUUCAAGAGCGAAAUUUUUCUCACUUGCCGAGUAAAGAGCACAGGUCAAGGAGGAACUUGGAAAAAUUUGAACGUGCUUCAGUUGUUUCGAGAGAUGAAGAUUAUAGAGAUAGAUAUUCAGAGAGGGAAAGAGAUUCAGGUUUGAGUGUGGCGGACGGUGAGACGAGUACGAUAAGCGGACGGAGCAAUUAUUUGCGUGUUGUUAAGCAAGAGAUAUCAGAGCAACGUGAAGCAAUGGACAAAAUGAUGAAAUUGUGGAAAGAAUUGAUGAGGUGCUUUAAGGGUAUCUCGCAAACUCAGAGUCCAAAUAAAGUUAAUGAGCCGGCGGCUAAUAUGCGUGAAUCAGCCGCCGAACAACUACGUCUGUGGCGCGAGUGUAUGCGACGCUACGAGACUGUUGCUCGCGAUGUCGGCGACACUGACGCGAGACUAAUGGAGGAAAUAAACAAGCAGAGGUCUGAAAUGUCUGAGAUGGCGAACAUGUGGCAGGAGUGUCUGCAACGUUACCGCGACAUGAGCAACGAUUUCAAUAAUCUCAAGCAACAGCUGGCAACAUCGGAGAGCCCUACGCGCGCCGGUCCGCCGCUUGUGUGCGCGGAAGGCGAAGGCCCACCGGUGGCGCCCUACCGCCUGCCGCCCACGUAUCCUGCUGUAUGCCUCCCCCCGCAGGCGCCCCCGCUCCCCCCCGGCUACGCGGGCUCGCCGCUGCGCGCGCGCGCCUCCGCGCCGCCCGCGUGGUGGUGGGCGCCCGAGCGCUCGCCGCGCCGCCGCUCCUCGCCCGACUCGCGCGCCGACCGCGAGCGGCGACACCGCCACAAGGAGAGAGAGCGAGAUGAUACGAGAUACAAAGAAAAGUCGAAACCAAGCGGCGCGCGUUCCGAACAUAGACACAGGAAAAGAUGAGAUAUAAAUAAAAAACAGUUGCCCAUAAAAAAAAACAAAAAAAAAAUCCGUAUAUGUAUGUCCUACUUCUAAUUUUAAAUGUGUAAGAGUAGUUUAUUGAAAUUUUUAAAACAUUGUUACUUUCAAGAACCCCUAUCCUGAAAUAUAUGUCCCAAAUUAAUAAUAAGUAAUUAAAAUACCUACCAGUGA